AUGUCUCGUAAACGAACCGCUCUUCAAGCAGUCUGCGAGACUGAACUGGAUGAUCCUUUCCAGGGGGUCAAACAAGCGCUCAAAAAAUGUCAGCAGGCUAUCACCACAAGAUCCUGGGAUGUAUAUUCAUCGCAAGAAGACGUUGAUUGGAAGAAACAUGAAAUCGAAGAGGACGAGGCGGGACUCCAUUUAUACGAAAUGAACAUCCAAAGAGUCGAAUUUGAGAUAGAGAGAAAGCGAAGAGAACUCAGAUUGUUGGAACACAAAGCUCGUAUAUCCAGAGAUGAACUUGAAGGAUUCGAGAAGGAGGAGAAAUCACUAAGAGUGGCUCAAGACCGAGGAGAGGAGUUUUUGAAAACGCUUUUGAAGGCUGGAAAGGAUGAAUUGGAGGAAUUAAUCAAGGAGGCAUUGACUGAGGCAGAAUCUUCAUCUAAGGAAAGAAUGAAGAUGGAAAGUAGGGAGAAUGAAGGCGAUGUCUGA
Botrytis sinoallii is the source of this 480-nucleotide messenger RNA. RefSeq lists its product as uncharacterized. The coding region runs from base 1 to 480 and encodes 159 amino acids. Lineage: Eukaryota; Fungi; Ascomycota; Leotiomycetes; Helotiales; Sclerotiniaceae. The record is from RefSeq and is a predicted model, not a curated record. The transcript has 2 exons.